Messenger RNA from Schistosoma rodhaini, 3662 nucleotides. The record is from the annotation of a GenBank genome assembly. NCBI's taxonomy places the organism in Eukaryota, Metazoa, Platyhelminthes, Trematoda, Strigeidida, Schistosomatidae.
GAAAAAUGUGUGGUUCAAUUUAACCGCAAAAAAAGAACAAACAAAGAAAACAAAAAACAACAUUGUUCCAAUCAUAACAUUUUACAGGUUUUUUUUUUGUUUUGUUUAUAAAUUAUUUAAACAAAUCAUUUUUAUAUAUACACACAUACACCUUGGAAAUUAUAAUUUUUCAUUAUUAUAAUUUAAGAAAUCAACAAUUUUUUAUUAAUAUAAUGAAAGAAUAUGAAGUGGCUAUAAUAAAUAGUUCAAUGCCUACAGAUGUAGAAGAAUAUGCUGCACAAACAGCAUCAGAAGCAAUUAAUAUGGAUUCUGAUUUGAGUAGUAUUGCUCAUUUUAUCAAGAGAAAUUUUGAUAGAAAAUAUAAAACUACUUGGCAAUGUGUAGUUGGCAAGAAUUUUUGUGGGUCCUUCACUCAUGAAACAGGUGAUUUCAUUCACUUUAAGCUAGAAAAUUUAACGUUUUUGCUUUUUCGAUCAAUCAAACCAAAAACACGAGUACUUCAUGCUGAUUCGAGUUCGACUCAAUGAACCCUUUCAAAUCUUGAUGCUGCUAUUAGAAAUUACUAAUUUCUGAAAUGUUAUUACAUUGGAAAAAUUAUAACUACUGUGCAAAUUAGUUUUUGUCGGUUUUUUUAAUAAAAAUUAAUUAAUUAAAUUAUGCAUAGUUUUCAUGUGAAUUUCAUGAUAAAACAUUUAGUUUAUUUUGUCCUCUUAAAGUGUUCAGAUCUUAAAUGAAGAGAGUGGAUUGAAAAAUAUAUAAUGGGCUUACUCAAGUUGACGAUUGUGUACUCAUUUGGAAUUCUCGAAGAUUACUAACCUACUUUGUCUAUGAAUAUUUGAAUGCACGUGUACCAUAUUCAAACUAUCUUGUCACUAAAAUACCUAAUCCCCCUGUACUUCACUAUAAAUCAAUGUGAGUCAUAAUUGUAUCUGAGGUUUAUUAAGUAAAGCGCUAUUCGCCAUUCAGCACACACCAUUUCAUUUCCGUAGACAAUGUUAUUCAUUUAGGAUUCGAUGGAAAAUACUAUGAUCAUUUUUGUGAAUUAGAUUGAUGUAAUUAUGCUCCUAAACAAUUUUUAUAUCAUUUAAAUUUAUUUUUAUUUUUAAUUAUCAAGAUUUAAUUUGAAACUUAUAUACUUCCCAUCGUCAUCCACUCAGUUUUAGUUAGUUCACUUCUAGUUUUGUGGCAGCCCUAUAUCUGACUCCAGUUAAAUAGUAUGCUGAUUGUUGGCGAAGUAAACAUGCCACCAACCAUCGCAUAUAAUUAUCGACUUAAUCCGCGGUAGGGGGAGUGUUUUGAUGCAGUAGUGAGAUGGGAAAAAGUUAGGGAAGGCCGGACCAAGAAGUGGAAUCAGUCCAUGAAUUCACUGACAAUUGGACUUAGCCAUGGUGAUAUGUAUGGACAACUUGGUUGUGGUCCGUAUGAUUGUCGUAACCAAUGGUUAGAAACAUUGAAUGAAACGGUUCAAAAUCGGUUGCACGAUGCAUCCUUUCCCUGUCUCUCAUCAAAUUCUGAGCUUUUUGACUCCUCAUAACCUUUUUUUGGUUUGAUUUCACUAAUUCAUAUUUUGUUUUCGAAUCGCAUCUCCUAUGCCUAGUCUUUUUCAUUACUACUGAGACAAUAACUACCUUUUACUAUUCUGAAAUUUGGUCUGACGAUUUCGUCUUUCUGUGCUAAUGGGCGUACACACGUUAAGAAUAAUUGACUGACUGAAAAUGGAUGGAAAUUGAAUGAAACCUAUAAAUGAUAAGGGAAAUUUGGUAGGGAAAUUGAUAAUGAAUACAAUGAUAUUGAAUGUUGUUAGAAGUAUGAUGUGAGUUUUCACUUUCCGGUUGUCCAUACUGUGGAAGAGCUCUUCUAGAAGUACCUGAAACGAAAAUUAGAAUAGAGUUGGUCUUAGUGACCUGAAAGCAUGACCUCGGUGCCCAAAGGGGCACACAAGGCCUUUUUGUGAGUAAUUUUUGUGUUAGCUACGUACUUGUUGGGACAUUACCGCUGGAGAUGGAUAUCCGUGGGAUAAGGUGAGGUGUGCAUUUUUAGGGUUCUAACCUCACCCAUCCUUGUGGGAAAGCAGCAUUACUAAUAUGAUUGUUGUCUGAGGGAACAACUUACUGUCGUCACAUUUCUGUACAGUCAGUAGAACAACUUAGCCCUCAGACCAGAUAUCAGAUAUUUCUACAAUCUGUCUUUCGUAGAACAAAUUUCAACAAAAAAUACAAGUUCUGUACGACUUUUCACUUGUAUACUCUUAUCCUAGAUAUCAAUAACUUUUGUGUUCCAGAAUAUAAAAUAUUUUACCGACCACCCCUAGAAUACACCAACUUUAUUCUUACUAGUAUUCUUAUUAGUGACAGAAUUAGUUCGAAACUUGUUUAACAGUGCUUUACAAUCCGUUUCCCUUUGAAUCAUUGUACUUAAAAUCACAAAUAUAAAUUCAUUUAGCAAAGACUUCAUGCUAUAUAGAAGCUAAAACUUAAAAUAAAUCUAAUCUGUUUCUUUAAGAUGCUUAAUAAACCAUUUUUAAUUGACUGAUUCAAUUGAAUACAAAGUAACACAUAGUUAUAGCAUUCGUAAUCGAAUACAGAAAGUGAAGAUCUUUUAUUCUAAAUACUCUAUCAAUAUGAAUCUGCUUAAAAAUAAAUGUUAAAGAUCGCUGAAUUGUUUGUCGCAAUCUGUCUGUGAGAUAAAAUCACUAUCAUCAUUUGUUCAAUAAUUGACACUGAUUUAAUAGAGCUUACAUUUGUGACUGUGUCUUAUUCCACCAGGGAAAUUAUUGGAAUGUCAAAUGCUUGAUCACUGUUAUUAUUUUGCAAACUUAUCAAAGUUUUUUCUGUAGAUAUUUUACGCUCACACUUUCCUUCAUUAACUCGAUCAAUAUAAAUAUUAUCCAUACAAAUCCGUAGGUCGUUGAACAAACUAGAACGGUUGUUGUUCUGUGCUCCUUGCUUCCGUUUUGUUUUUUCUAGUUCCAGAUGACUAUAAUUACGCUAUAAUAACACUGAAAAUGCCGCUCAAUAAACUGUUCACAAUUUGACAGGAUGUCCUUGUUGACUGACUCCUAAAUGUUGCUUCACUUUGUUGUAUUCUGCGUAACAAAUGUUCUCUCAAAAUAAUUUAUGAAACAUAUCAUUUCAGACAAUCAGACAUGGUAUAUCACUGCUUUACAUAUAACACCGCUUUUUAUAUCAACCUGAUCAUGAAAAUUGGCAUGUAUUUUGUUACUAAUUCCCGAAUAUAAUUUCAAUCUAACAUAAAACGCUCUGCCUCAUACCUAGAAAGUUUUGUUCACUAAAUUAGCUGAAAGAGAAGUGUGUAAAAGUAAAGACUUGUCUUCGACAAAAUAGUUAGUAUCAUUUGUUUAUUUAUUUAUCGAUAAAUAUAGCAGUCAUUGCCAAUUAAAAGAAACCGAUGAAACUAAGGGGAAACACAUAUCAAUCAUACUAGUCUUCAUAAAUGAUUAAGUUACUCAUUAAAUCAAUCCGAGACAGAAGAUAGCCAUAUAUUUUACAAUUUGUACAACUAAAAAAUAUCAAUGUCAAUAACAUUAUUCUCAAUAACUCAAACCAAAGCAGACAAGAACACAGCCUAUAUCAUCAACUGCAUUUUACACUAUACAUUCAAGUGAAUAUAAAUAUUUGAAAAAUUCCCAUAUUGUGAUUUAG